Messenger RNA from Nothobranchius furzeri (turquoise killifish), 5538 nucleotides. RefSeq names its product mediator of RNA polymerase II transcription subunit 26. The record is from RefSeq and is a predicted model, not a curated record. Gene Ontology annotation, biological process: positive regulation of gene expression; regulation of transcription by RNA polymerase II. Gene Ontology annotation, molecular function: transcription coregulator activity. Gene Ontology annotation, cellular component: nucleus; core mediator complex; mediator complex. NCBI's taxonomy places the organism in Eukaryota, Metazoa, Chordata, Actinopteri, Cyprinodontiformes, Nothobranchiidae.
ACUGCACGUAAAAUAUAUUUUCUACAAUUUAUAAAAUACUUUUCAAUAAUUAUUGAUAUUGAUCAAUAUAAAACAUUUUUUUAUCAACAUACUUUUUUUCCAUAUCAUCCAGCCCUAACCUGUACAACAUCUGUCCUCUAACAUCGUUAAACUGGGAUUGGCGUACACCUAAUCACACCAUGUUCUAUCAAUGGAUCGGUUUAACGGAACCUUGCUGCAAUCUCUAACAGUAAGAGAAGUGUCUGGAUUAAGAUUUAUUCAGUUAAAAAAAUCAUUUGGACUCCAAUAAACCACAAAAACAAUCUCUUUCAUAUUUAAAAAAACGAUUUAUAAAUGCCCUGAUGACCCUAGGAAGAGGAUAUAGUGUUUUUAUUAUCAAUGUUAUUUUUACUUUCUUUGUCAUUUAGUUCAGAAUCCAAUCCAUGCAUGAAGUCUAGUCAGUUUGCUGUAGGAAAUGUGACUAUAGUCCCAAAUGAGUGGGUGUUGAAGUUUUAGAACUGAAGAUAGCAAACAAACAGACAUUAAUGUUGUUUUGGACUAUAAUAAGAGUCAUGAUUUAACUAUAGAAUAAUUAGUGCAUGCUUAUCAUAAGCUAGAUUCUGAAGGCAUUUUAUUCAGAAUGAUGUGGUGUAUUUUUUUCUUUUUUUUAAUCUUUAUUUUUAGUGGAAACUCCCCAGGCAUUUUUUUCGUUGUUCUGUUUAUUCUUAGAUUUUUGCGUUAUUAAAUUUUGUGAAUUUUGGAAUUUCAAGGCAGUCUUCAAGUUUCUUUUUUCAGUCAGUUCUUCAUACAUACUGUGGAAGCCCAUUCCCGCCACUCAGAUAAAAAUAUUAUUAUCUCAUAAUUAUGACUUAGAUAUUUCAUAAUUAUUAUGAAAUAUCUAAGUCAUAAUUAUGAGAUAAUAUAUAUAUAUUUUUUUUUAUCUGAGUGGUGGUACUGUAGGCAACGUAAAAAAAGAAAAAGUCUCGCGUCACGCUCUUCACGGACAGGGGUGGGGCGUGCAGCAGCAGGCUGCACGUGAGCCUCGUUGGGAUUCCCACAGCCGUCCGUUAAACCCAAGACUUCACAAGGCGAUGUCUGCCGCUACAUCCACACCACAGGCGAUGAGAGACCGGCUGCUGCUGGCCAUCGAUGCCCAGAGCAACAUUUGCAACAUGGCAGUAGUCUUGGAGGUGAUUUCUGUUUUGGAAAAGUAUCCUAUCACCAGAGACGCACUAGAGGAAACACGACUUGGGAAGAUAAUUAACGAUGUCCGAAGGAAAACCAAGGACGAAGUCCUCGCAAAACGAGCCAAGAAGCUCUUACGGAACUGGCAAAAAUUCAUUGAGCCAGGAAAGGGUGAAUUUUUGACCAGAGGACUCAUUGGUGCAUCGUGGUCUUCCAACGGAGUCAUUCGUCCCUGUAUCUGUCCUCCAGCAGCCAUUGCAUCGCUGGGUAAAACGGGCCCAGAGUUGAAGACGAGGUGUGACUUUAACAACUGCGCCCCAAGUGUGGAAGAACUAAGCAUCAGAGAACGUAAGGAGGACCAGAAGGACGGACAACCCCAACAAGCUAAAAUACUCCCAACCACUUUUGAUCAUCAAACGCAAAACUCAACACAGCUCCGUCAUUGUGGAUUAGGUGGACGCGCUAAUAAUGUUCACACGCAUUAUUCUUUAGAUGGGGAAACAUCUCAGCCUACAGACAAAAACAAGGGGAUUAAAAUCCCCAUUCAUGCUGCAAAACUCUAUCCAAGCGCCCCUAAAAGCGACCACCCUAACCUCUCCAGUCUGGACAAAGCAUCAGUUCUGCAACAGGGACAAGCUGCCACUGGGGGCCAGUGUUCGCCAAGACACCUACAGUCUUCUCAUACUGGAUCUCAAAAGCAGGAAACUUUUGUCAAACCAGCUGGUGCCCAAAUCCAGAACAUUUACCACCCCAGUUUAAGAACUGGGAUUGUGGAGACUCAGACUCAUUCAGCUACCUCCUGUUGCUGUGAAGAUGUCGGUUUGGUAAAAGAUGGUCCUACUGGGAUUAUGAAGAAACCAAAGCAACAAAAGUACAGGUCUAAAGAUUACAUGGAGCCUUUGGAAAGACCACUAGCAGAAGGCCAAGCUAAGACAGAGAUGGUAAAAGAAAGAAGAGUCACAUUUGAACCUGUAACAGGGAAAAUCAAACCCUCUUAUAAUAAGGAAUCUUUCUGGGAUGGGAACAUCUCAGGGCACCACAGACAUAAAGUCCAGAACCAAUCUGUCACCCCAAGUCUAUUUCAGCAGAGUUCAAAGAGUCAAACGAUCUAUUCAUACCUCAGUCAGCAAAGCAAUGUGUUGACUUUGUCAGGUGUCCAAGCUCAUGGAGCACCAUUUUUCAUGACAUCAGAGAUUUUGAAAAAGGAGGAACGCUGGUUUGAAGACGGCAAGAAAACACACAACGUAUCAGACCAUCCACCCAAGGAGUUACCUGGUGUUAGCAGAGAAAUUAGGAGUGAAGACCUGCAGAAAUUACACAUGCAAAAGUGGUCUGGAGUUAACGGUUGCUACGACUCAAAGGGUAACUGGUAUGACUGGACAAAGUGCAUGCACUUAGAGCGAGAUGGAAGUGAGAGCCGACUGAAAAUACUUCCCUAUGUCUGUCUGGAUUACAUCUGAGGUUCUUGUUCUCAUGGAAAGCAGCAAUUACCUUCAGAACAAGCUUGUUGAAGUUUUAAUAACAUGCUGCCUUCAUGGGCGUGUUGGAGCUUUAACUGUGUAUUCAGCUUUUAUUUUGUAAGUUUGUGAAUUCGGUGUUUCUACAAUGUGAGAGGAGGAAACAAAUUAUGGAUUUUAUUUUUUACAUUUAAAGCUGCUGUAGCAAAUUUGGAAAUUAAAUUAGCUUUAAACAUUUUUUAUGCCUCUUAAGAACAUUCCAACAUCGUAUAGUUAUAAAUAUAUUGUGGAGAUAAAAAAACAAAACAAAAAAGAAAUUAAUAAAGUGGUUCUCUCGAACCGCCACGCUUCCCUGGGUCCUUCUUUCAUUACACACUCGCGAAUUUAGCUACAGAACACCACUGGUGUGAGAGAUUCUCUGCUCAAUAAUAUCAGUCAGUGUGUCUACAUGCACAUCAGUAAACCAAAGUGUUGCCCUUAAAAAGACUCGUCUUUUUUUAUCCAUGUAAACGUGUUAGUCUGGCUGAAAGUGAACUCUUUCUAAUCGAGCAGAAACACCCAGAUAAUGCUGUAGCAAUCCGAGUACACGGUGCAUGUAAACACGCCAGCCGAGUUAAUGCAGGUUAGAUGCUUGCAUUCCAGAAGUGACGAGACCGCAGAAGCGUCUUCUGACAUUGUCACAAAGCAACACACGUAGCACCAUAAAACAGUACAGUAUGUACGAAAUAAACUGUGCUGCAGCAUUGUUGUUGUACAUUCCUUCAGCCAUUAUGUUUCACUUCCAUCUGCUUCACUCCUGCCAGCCUCUGUUUACUGCUUGUGUUGCUAUAAGCUAACAGGUUAGCCGAACUACGCUCGCAUUCCGGAAGUGUACCGGAGUGGAACGAACGUUAAUUGAGAGGCUGGUUAACUAGGAUAAAGACUCCCAGUUUACUGCAAUAAAAUCGACCUGGAUAGACUUAAAUGCCAGUCAGUGCGCAUGUAACCACACUGAGAGAAGGAGGAACAGCCGGCUGCCACUUCAACUUUAGGACAAACUAUGAGUCCCAAAAAGAAAAACACCAUUUGAAGUCACGGACAACAAAAGACUUUUUGUUCUAGAAAACGGUGACUGGUGUUCAGUGUUAUCUUGUUUCCUCCGGCAUUACAGGUUUCUGGUUCUGUCAGGGAAGAUACUCGAGGGGAGGAGUGAGUGUUCCAUGAUGGUGUUUGUGUCCAAAACUUAGCUUGUUCUGUAGAUUCGCUAUAAAAGCUUUAAUAGAUGUAUGAUGAACUCUGAUAAUUAACAUUUAGAGAUCAAACACAAUGUAAAUACAUGAUCCAGAAAUGUGACUGUAUCGAUGUCCCUGCUUCUACAUUCACAUCAUUAUUAAUUUAAUUUAUACAUUUUCAUAACAUUUUCUCUCAGGUAAAAUUUUGGAUUUUACACAGGAUGGGUGGUACAUUUCAAAACUGGUACAUAUCUAAUAUUUUUUUAUAUAGCAAUUGCCUAGGAGGCAUCUAAAAUAAGGCAAAUGUUGAUGCAGGGUGAACAGCUAUCUUCAGUAUACACCCUUAUCACCAAUAGUAACAAUAAUAAUCUAUUGUUGGAAAAUUCAGCACGUCUUUUUGAACAAAUGCUCUCAUGUUAAACACUGACCCGUGUCACCCACAGUCUCUUAUACUCGCUCCCAUCUGGCAGGAGGUUCAGAUCCAUUCAAACCAGAACCUUUCGCCACUAGAAUAGUUUCUUCUCCUCUGCAGUUGGACUCAUGAAUGACAAUCCUAACUAAGGCUGCCCACUCCAGUCACUUGGUUUCAGCCACAUGACCCUGUGUUGUGUUUGUACCUGAAUAAUUACGUUCUGAUCAGUACACUGUCUUGUAUAUAGUAGUAAUUUCUCUAAUUAUUGCUACUUUAUAUUAUUAUUUUUAUUGUGAUAAUGUUCUUAUUUCCUAUAUUUGCUUAUCUCUUAUUUUUUCUUUCCUUUUUGCACCAAGUACUGCAGAAAUGUCCUAAUGCUGUGAUUUCUCACACACAUGUCAACUGACCCUUCUGAUUCUGACAAGCACUAUUAGAUGUGACUGCCAUUUGGAAAAUAGAACAGACUUAUUUGAAAUGUGUUUGUUUUAUGUUUGAUGAAUGUGUUGUUGUCUUUUAAUACUUUUUUGGGCAGACAUUCACUUUUAGACUCUGACAAUGUGUACUGAUUUUAUUUCAAAGUGGAUUUAUAAAGUAUUAAUUGGAUGGGUAAUUGGCUAAUCUUUAAAUCUAUUGCUGGGAAGAUUUUAUAACUUAUUUUACAUGCUAGGUGAAGUACAUGACAGCAGUCCUUUCAAUAUUAUUUUUAACUUGUGGGAAGCCGUAUAAUCUAUUUAGACCUUUUGUUUGAACAAACCCCAAAAUAAUUACUAUAUACGUAUUAUUAUUAGAGUUUAUUAUGUUAACAUAAAAUAAUAAAAGAGUGAGGUUGUCAUUUUUAAACGUGUGGGAUUUGUGUAUUUAAUGGGGUUUUUAUUUUUUUGGCUAUGCAUGAGCAUCUUAUUUUGAAAAGCACGGACCGGAAACCAAGCCUCUUAUCCAUUAAUUUCUGUGGAUGUUCUGCUGAAACAAUCACCCUUCCUUAAUCAGUACCCCGUGGUAGAUUUUUUUUAGUUUGCUCGCUCUGCAAAAAGUGACAACGGGCUUUUUAUCUAGUUUUAGCACGUAUGUGUGCUCUCUCUGUACAAUUAUUUAUGAGUAAUGCUUCUUUGACAAAAAAAAAUCUGAAAAUAUGUCAUUUUGAGAGUAAAGUUAAGUGACUGACAUUCAUAGCCUGGCUUGUCAGACAAACUUCCAUAAAAAACAUCAUGCAUAUUGAACAAAACAUCUUCGAUAACUGCUUUAAACAUUUACCUAAAAUACGGCCCCGUGCAUUACUUCCAAAAUAAACUAGCCA